This is a messenger RNA of Phaedon cochleariae (mustard beetle), 3252 nucleotides long. NCBI's taxonomy places the organism in Eukaryota, Metazoa, Arthropoda, Insecta, Coleoptera, Chrysomelidae. The record is from the annotation of a GenBank genome assembly.
GACUUAUUCAUAGGAACUCACUGAUCAUUAUCAGAUAUUUCCAACGCGGCAACAGUUCUCCAGGAAGUCUUUGUAAUGUCUGGUUCCAAAAUUUGCAGAAUCCUAAGAGAACCCACACUAUAUAAUCUCACAUUAGGAAUCGUCAUAAUAGUCAUAUUAGUUCUCAUCCUGAAACAGGGAUAUAUCAGUGGAAACAAAACUGAUACCACAUAUGGAAAAGAUAAUCAGAAAGCAAAUAAUGAAUUGAUAGAAGAUAUAUGCACAUUAGUCAAGUUACCCGAUGGUAAAUUGAGAGGACGAAAAGCGAUUUCUUCAAGAAAUAUCGAAUUUUACGCAUUUCAACAAAUUCCUUAUGCCAUGCCACCGAUAGGAAAACUACGAUUUGAGGAUCCGGUACCUCCAGAAAAGUGGGAUGGUAUUCUGAAUGUGACAAAAAAUACCAAAACAUGUUUUCAAUUCAUCAAUUUCCUACAUGUUCAUGAUUGGAGAGAGUCUCAAACAGAAGAUUGUCUUUAUUUGAAUGUCUAUACACCAGUGUGUGCAUCAUCUGGAGGUUCACUGGCUGUUAUGUUUUACAUUUAUGGCUCGGGUUACCUCAGUGGAGCAAGUGACUAUGACCUAUUUGGACCAGAUCAUUUAAUGGAAAAUGGCGUUAUUGUUGUCACCUUCAACAAUAGAUUAGGUCCACUAGGAUUCCUCUCAACUGGUGACAAUGUCAUUCCUGGAAACUAUGGCAUGAAAGAUCAGGUUCUAGCACUGAAAUGGGUCAAUCGAAAUAUACAUUAUUUUGGUGGGGACCCAAACAGAAUCAGUAUUGUAGGGCAUAGUUCAGGAGCAGCAUCAGUCGGAUUGCAUUUGAUGAGCAAGUUAUCUAGAGGUCUGUACAACUCUGCUGUAUGUCAAAGUGGCACGUCUUUAUCUUCUUGGUCGUAUCAACUAAACUACAAAAGGAAUGCUCACCAUCUUGCCGUAUUAUUGGAUAGUAGUUUCAAUAAAAAUGCCAGUUCCGAAGAAUUACUCAAAUUUCUACGUACAGUUCCAGCUGAAGAGAUAGAUUCAGUUGUACACAAUUUUCCGAAAUCUCUAUUAGAUCAGAUGGAUGUUCAAGGUUGGCCUUUCACUCCUGCUAUAGAGCCAGAUCACGAAAAAGCGUUCCUUACUGAAAAUAUGUAUUCAGCAAUACAAGAAGGACAUAUGGAUAGAGUACCUCUACUCAUCGGUAUCGUUUCUGAGGAAGCAUUCACCAAAUAUGACAGUGUCACAUCAGUAUUAUCAGAGAGAGUUGAAAAAUGGAAAGAUGCUGCAAGAACAUUAGACGAGGAUUCUGCGAGUAUGGUUCUUGAUAAUAUGAAUAUAGUUGACGAAACUGAGAAGAAACGAAUUGGCGAAGCUAUUCGCAAUCUAUACCCUCCUGGACCGUUUGCUAAUGAUUUGGGUAAAACUGUUAAGAAAGCAAAUAAUGAAUUGAUAGAAGAUAUAUGCACAUUAGUCAAGUUACCCGAUGGUAAAUUGAGAGGACGAAAAGCGAUUUCUUCAAGAAAUAUCGAAUUUUACGCAUUUCAACAAAUUCCUUAUGCCAUGCCACCGAUAGGAAAACUACGAUUUGAGGAUCCGGUACCUCCAGAAAAGUGGGAUGGUAUUCUGAAUGUGACAAAAAAUACCAAAACAUGCUUUCAAUUCAUCAAUUUCCUACAUGUUUAUGAUUGGAGAGAGUCUCAAACAGAAGAUUGUCUUUAUUUGAAUGUCUAUACACCAGUGUGUGCAUCAUCUGGAGGUUCACUGGCUGUUAUGUUUUACAUUUAUGGCUCGGGUUACCUCAGUGGAGCAAGUGACUAUGACCUAUUUGGACCAGAUCAUUUAAUGAAAAAUGGCGUUAUUGUUGUCACCUUCAACUAUAGAUUAGGUCCACUAGGAUUCCUCUCAACUGGUGACAAUGUCAUUCCUGGAAACUAUGGCAUGAAAGAUCAGGUUCUAGCACUGAAAUGGGUCAAUCGAAAUAUACUUUAUUUUGGUGGGGACCCAAACAGAAUCAGUAUUGUAGGGCAUAGUUCAGGAGCAGCAUCAGUCGGAUUGCAUUUGAUGAGCAAGUUAUCUAGAGGUCUAUACAACUCUGCUGUAUGUCAAAGUGGCACGUCUUUAUCUUCUUGGUCGUAUCAACUAAACUACAAAAGGAAUGCUCAUCAUCUUGCCGUAUUAUUGGAUAGUAGUUUCAAUAAAAAUGCCAGUUCCGAAGAAUUACUCAAAUUUCUACGUACAGUUCCAGCUGAAGAGAUAGAUUCAGUUGUACACAAUUUUCCGAAAUCUCUAUUAGAUCAGAUGGAUGUUCAAGGUUGGCCUUUCACUCCUGCUAUAGAGCCAGAUCACGAAAAAGCGUUCCUUACUGAAAAUAUGUAUUCAGCAAUACAAGAAGGACAUAUGGAUAGAGUACCUCUACUCAUCGGUAUCGUUUCUGAGGAAGCAUUCACCAAAUAUGACAGUUAGUUCCUCAUAAAGACAUAGGUGCCACAUCAGUAUUAUCAGAGAGAGUUGAAAAAUGGAAAGAUGCUGCAAGAACAUUAGACGAGGAUCCUGCGAGUAUGGUUCUUGAUAAUAUGAAUAUAGUUGACGAAACUGAGAAGAAACGAAUUGGCGAAGCUAUUCGCAAUCUAUACCCUCCUGGACCGUUUGCUAAUGAUUUGGGUAAAACUGUUAAGUAUUUUUCUGAUACUACUUUCACUCGUGCUAUCAUUCGUCAUGCUGAAUUACAAUCCAAUUAUAGUGACGUCUAUUUUUAUCGAUUCUCUUAUGGUUCACCAGCAUUCAAUGAAAUCAAACCAGAUUUUGAAGGGACCUAUAAAGUCGGCCAUGGCGAUGACAACGUUUUUAUGUGGCGCUUCACUGGAGUUGAUGUUGUAGAGAAAGGCUCACUAAUUGAUAUAUUGGCAAGUGAUCGGUACAGGACACUGAUCACAAAUUUCGUGAAAUAUUUGAAUCCUACACCCAUGAAAUCUUCCCUAUUGAAUAACGUAAUCUGGCCAAAAGUGCGACCAGAUAAUUUUCAAUUUCUGGAUAUCAACGAGACGAUCACAAUUCAGAACAAUCUCAGAGAUGAGACCUAUAAAGGCUGGGUGAAAAUAUACGAGGAGAUGACGACGAAGCCAAUGUUGACGUUCUGAUGAUUUCGAGUUAAUAUCACUUGUGGAAGCUGUCAUUUCUAAGUGAUGUUUAUUUAUUAUGACCUCCUUGUACAAUACAACUUCGACCAAAACCACA